UCGUCUUAAAUUUAAAACCUCAAAAACGUUCCUUCAUUUUGCACUGUUUAGGAAUUUAAGACAAUGUCUUCCCGGGAAUAUCCUAAAGUAUGGGACCGGUUUGAGCGCACCGUCGACGGCGGGGCGAUGAAAUUCGUGGUGGAGGAUGUAUCUGAAUCUAUGUGGAGUACCGCCGUCGAAUUCAUGCUGGGAAAUUAUAUUAAGGAAGAUGUUUGGUGGAGCGCGGCGGGUACGGCGCGAGACCCGGAUGCGGUGCAAGAGUACCGCGUGUUGCUGACGUCGAUCAUUAGACAGAAGAUGUCGCUAGCGUGUUUCCUGGCUGACGGAGAUGGAUCGGGCCACACUUUGGUGGGAGUGAAUCUUUGCAUGCCGCAGGUCAAGGGGGAGUUUGUGGAUCAUAAUCCGCCAAAAACCGAAGCCGGCCUAUUAUCCCUACGCAUGUUCGCAGAGGCGAUGAAAGUGCCCGUAAUUUAUGAUAAAUACGGAGUUGGUGAAUACCUAAUGGGUGCCGGCCUCUCUGUGGCCCCGGAAUACAGGAGAUUGGGCAUCGCCACCAAAUUACUUACGGCGAGAAUCGAGCUGUCCAAGAGUCUCGGAUUUCGUGCCACCGGCGGUAUCUUCACCAGUGAACACGGUCAGAAAGCUGCUGAAAAGGCCAAUUACGAGUGUUUGUACACAAUCCAGUACAAAAAGUUUGGGAAACGCUGCAACAUCACCUUUAAUAGUAAUACGCAAGACUUGAAGAUAUUUGCUGGCAAAACUGAAUGAUGUAUAAGCUGCAAAAUGUAUAAUUAUAUAGGUAUAAUUAUUAUAUAUAAGACCGAUUCAUCUCAUUGUCAUACAUUUUGCAAAAUAAGUUUGUUUCGUUAUUUAAAAAAAAAUGGUAAAAAAGAGGUUUUUAUUUAUAUUUUUUUACAUCUAAUUAAAAAAGUUGUACAAUGAUAAAUGGAUACAUUACAUGACGACCGCUCUGGCCUAGCGCGUAGUGACCCUGCCUAUUAAGCCCCAGUCCCAGAUUCGAAUACCGAUAAGAGCAUUUAUUUGUGUGAUGAGCACAGAUAUUUGUUUCUGAAUAAUGGAUGCUUUAAUUAUGAGUAUGUUAAAUAUACCUUUGUCUGUGUACCUACAGUAAAACUGUGUAAGAAUGUCCUAUAAUGUUUAUUUAUUAUUUAUCUGUGACAGGUUUAUCAAUAUAUAACUU
This is a messenger RNA of Leguminivora glycinivorella, 1201 nucleotides long. RefSeq lists its product as uncharacterized. NCBI's taxonomy places the organism in Eukaryota, Metazoa, Arthropoda, Insecta, Lepidoptera, Tortricidae. The coding region runs from base 64 to 768 and encodes 234 amino acids. The record is from RefSeq and is a predicted model, not a curated record. The transcript is spliced from 4 exons. Gene Ontology annotation, molecular function: N-acetyltransferase activity.